AUGGAUAAUUACCGUACCUUAAAAGAGUUGGGUGAUGGCUCUUCUGGGAUAGUUAUGCAAGCCCAGCAUAGACAAACGGCCAAAGUGAAAUUUCCAGUAAAGGUGGCAAUAAAAAGAAUGAAAAAGAAGUUUUCUUCGUGGAAAAAAGUAUGUGAAUUGGAUGAAUUUAAGACGCUUCGAUUCUUGCCCCCACAUCAAAACGUAAUUUCACUACUAGAG
Molecule: messenger RNA, 219 nt
Organism: Acaulospora morrowiae
Lineage: Eukaryota; Fungi; Glomeromycota; Glomeromycetes; Diversisporales; Acaulosporaceae
Source: the annotation of a GenBank genome assembly